UUGGGCCCUUAGGGUUUCAGCUCCCCAGCGUGCGCAUGUGCGGCGGGCAAAGGCUGGCUCCUUUGGAGCGAUGGCAGCCAAGAGUUUCUCUUUCCGCCUCCGGCACUCGUGGCAAUUUAUGAAUGGCUUCGUGGCCGGUGCUGUAGUGGGCGCCGUGGGAGCAGGGCUGACGGCGCUGAAGUUGAGUCGGGAUGCGGGGCCAGCGCGGCCAGCGCCGGAGCAGGACGGUGCAGCACAGUACCUCGUACAGAAUUGGCCUUCAAAUCUGCAGAAAAAGCUGUUUUGGAACAAUUUGGAUUCCCUUUAACUGGAACAGAGACUAGAUGUUACACUAAUCAUGCCUUGUCUUAUGAUCAGGCAAAACGUGUGCCCAGAUGGGUUCUGGAGCAUAUAUCCAAAGACAAGAUCA
Molecule: messenger RNA, 409 nt
Organism: Nannospalax galili (Upper Galilee mountains blind mole rat)
Lineage: Eukaryota; Metazoa; Chordata; Mammalia; Rodentia; Spalacidae
Product: nuclease EXOG, mitochondrial-like
Exons: 3
Coding region: 71-307 (78 amino acids)
Source: RefSeq, a predicted model, not a curated record